AUUCAAGACUUCGAUUUUCAGCCUGGUGCCCUCGUCCUCGUCCGCAACUCCGAGAAUGAGAAGAACUUAUCCGGCAAGACCAACCCCCGCUAUUUUGGCCCACUGGUCGUCGUGCGACGCAACUCCGGCGGCGCCUAUGUGCUCGCCGAGCUCGACGGAUCCCUCUCACGCCUGCGGUAUGCCGCCGCCCGCCUCUAUCCCUUCAGCCCACGCGCCCACGUCACCAUCGACAUCUCACACCUCACCAGUCUCUCCCCCACCGAACUCGAC
Punctularia strigosozonata HHB-11173 SS5 is the source of this 270-nucleotide messenger RNA. RefSeq lists its product as uncharacterized. The transcript has a single exon. The annotation marks the transcript as partial. The record is from RefSeq and is a predicted model, not a curated record. NCBI's taxonomy places the organism in Eukaryota, Fungi, Basidiomycota, Agaricomycetes, Corticiales, Punctulariaceae.